AUGAGCCCACACAAUACACAAGCAGAGACCGACAACUUCGAAGGCCUCACUCUCAAAGAUGUCACUCCCAAGCGUCCUCCCUUCUACAAGGACUGGACUCUCCUGCGACUCAACACCCUCCUGCUGUGUGCCCUACUGACGCAAAUCGCCUCCGGCUACGACAGCAGCAUGCUCAACGGCAUGCAGGCCCUCCCCCAAUGGAACAAGUACUUUGGCAAACCAACCGGCACGCGUCUCGGCGCCAUGUCCUUCGGUCCCACCGGCGGCACUCUGAUCUCGGUUCUGGUCUCCUCGCAACUCUGCGAGCGGUUCGGCCGUCGGUACCCCAUCUGCGGCGGCUCGCUCAUCAUCAUCCUGGGCUCGAUCCUGCAAGCCGCCGCCGCCAACUACGGCAUGUUCGUGGUCUCGCGCUUCUUCGUCGGCUUCGGCCUGGGGAUCGUCGCGACGGCCGCGCCGCCCUUGCUCACCGAGGUCGCCUACCCCUCCCAGCGAGGCAAGCUCGUCUCCUUCUACCUGACCACCUGGUCGCUGGGCUCCCUGAUCGCCGCAUGGAUCACCUACGGCACGUUCAAGAUGACCGAUUCCUCGUGGAGCUGGCGCAUCCCCAGCGUGCUGCAGUGCUUCUUCUCCAUCAUCCAGGCCGUGCUCAGCCUCUUCGCCCCGGAAUCCCCGCGCUGGCUCAUCUACCACAACCGCCGCGAGGAAGCCCUCGCCAUGCUGGCCAAGUACCACGCCGACGGCGACGCCACCUCCCGCCUCGUGCGCUUCGAGAUGGCCGAGAUCACCGCCACGCUGGAAAUGGAGAAGCUGCAGCGCGCCUCCCGGUGGACGGAGUGGGUGGCCACGCGCGGCAACAAACACCGCCUGUUCCUGGCGCUGUACAUCCCCGCCAUGCUGCAGUGGGCCGGCAACGGGCUGACCUCGUACUACCUGUCCAAGGUGCUCACCACGAUCGACGUCACGAACCCGCACACCCAGCUGAUCAUCAACGCGUGCCUCUCCGUCUGGUCGUUCCUGACGGCCGCGUGCUUCGCGACGCUGGUGGACCGCGCGGGCCGCCGGCGGCUGUUCCUGUGCGGGAUGGGCGGGAUGGGGGUCUCGUACGUGAUCUGGACGGUGUGCUCGGCGCUGAACCAGGAGCGCGGGUUCCAGGAUAAAGGGUACGCGGCCGCGGUGCUGCUCAUGAUUUUCAUCUUCAGUGCGUGCUACCAUAUGUGCUCGCCGGUGGCGCCGACGUACAUCAUGGAGGUCGUGCCGUUCUCCCUCCGCGCGAAGGCGUCCAUGAUGUACCAGCUCACGGGCAACCUGGCGGGGAUCUACAACUCGUUUGCGAACCCGGUGGCGAUGGACGCAAUCGCCUGGCGGUAUUAUAUCGUCUGGUGCUGUGUGAUCGUCGUGCACUUUGCGCUGAUCUUUUUCUUCUUCCCCGAGACCAAGGGCAAGGGGCUGGAGGAGGUGGCGGAGAUUUUCGACGGGCCGGAUGCGUUGGCUGGGGUCAAUGCCAUGAGGCAGAUGGGGUUGGACGGGCAUGCCGGCAAGGCUGUUGCGGCGCAUGUGGAGAGGGUUGAUGCUUGA
Aspergillus thermomutatus is the source of this 1575-nucleotide messenger RNA. Its product is annotated as hexose transporter protein. The transcript has a single exon. Gene Ontology annotation, biological process: transmembrane transport; carbohydrate transport. Gene Ontology annotation, cellular component: membrane. The coding region runs from base 1 to 1575 and encodes 524 amino acids. The record is from RefSeq and is a predicted model, not a curated record. NCBI's taxonomy places the organism in Eukaryota, Fungi, Ascomycota, Eurotiomycetes, Eurotiales, Aspergillaceae. Gene Ontology annotation, molecular function: carbohydrate:proton symporter activity.